Messenger RNA from Durio zibethinus, 1890 nucleotides. Its product is annotated as Metallo-hydrolase/oxidoreductase superfamily protein. NCBI's taxonomy places the organism in Eukaryota, Viridiplantae, Streptophyta, Magnoliopsida, Malvales, Malvaceae. The record is from RefSeq and is a predicted model, not a curated record.
CUAAGGCUCUCCAAACGAAUAUUCUGAACCAAAAAAACGAAAAUUUUCACUACAAAAAGCACAUUUUUUCUUUUUAAUCUUUAAAAUUUCAAGUUAAAAAAGACAAAAAGAAAGCUGAAGUUUAAAAAAAAAAAAUAAUGGUAGCUUUAUCAAUGGUUCCAUUUCUGGGCACAGUUCGAUCCACAACUUCUUUAACGAGUUUGGCACCUUACAAUCGCCAAAUAUCAAUACAAAACUCUCCAAUUUCAUUUCCAAGAAAUGGGUUCUCUCCAUUCAGGAGGUUUCUUCAAGCUUGCCUUCAAUCUAGUUUUGCUAGUGUGGAUACGGGAGCAAAGUUACCCGCAGAACAAUCUGAGAUAAUUUUUGUAGGGACGGGAACUAGUGAAGGCAUUCCUCGUGUCAGCUGCCUAACUGAUCCUGUAAAGAAAUGCCCGGUGUGCACCAAAGCUGUAGAGCCUGGUAACAAAAACCGGAGACUUAAUACAAGCAUGCUUAUUCGUUAUUCUAAGCCUUCUGGAAGAUGCAACAUUCUAAUAGAUGCUGGCAAGUUUUUCUACCACAGUGCUCUUCGAUGGUUUCCAGCCUUCGGGAUAAGAACAAUUGAUGCGGUUAUAAUUACUCAUUCUCAUGCUGAUGCAAUUGGAGGUCUUGAUGAUCUACGUGAUUGGACAAACAAUGUGCAGCCAAACAUCCCAAUUUAUGUUGCAAAGCGUGAUUUCGAGGUGAUGAAGAAGACUCAUUAUUAUUUGGUAGAUACAAGUGUCAUUACACCUGGUGCUGCAGUCUCAGAUCUGCAAUUUAAUAUCAUACAAGAAGAACCUUUCAUCGUGCAUGAUUUACAGUUUACCCCUUUACCUGUGUGGCAUGGUCAUGGUUAUCGUUCACUUGGUUUUCGUUUUGGUAAUACUUGUUACAUCAGUGAUGUCAGCGAUAUACCUGAAGAAACUUAUCCUCUUCUGGAGAACUGUGAAAUCCUCAUUCUGGAUGCUUUGCGGCCUGAUCGUUCUUCAUCAACUCAUUUUGGACUCCCAAGGGCUUUGGAGGAAGUACGGAAGAUUAAACCCAAGAGGACACUCUUUACCGGCAUGAUGCAUCGGAUGGACCAUGAAAAAGUGAAUGAAUACCUCAAAAAUUUGAUGAAAACCGAGGGUCUUGAUGUACAACUGAGCUACGAUGGAUUGCAAGUACCAAUAGCACUCUAGCCUCAUGUUAGCAUUCUUUUCUCAAUUAGAACUCCUUAUGCCAUAAUCUGCAGCUGAAAGUUCAAUUGUAUUCCAUGAGCUAACAUGAUAAAGAUAACAAUUUUGGGGCAUUGUACAUACCCCAUACAUUUCUUAUUCAAUUCCUAUAUACAUUUUAGAUUUCAAAUUUCUGAACCAGAAUAAUCUCCAUUUUCUUAAUGCUCUUAUUUUUCUAGUUGUUCUACAUUUUGAAGAAGAAUCAAGAUAUGCUAAGCCCAUUUUUAUCCUGAUCUUGAUUCUUGCUUUGACCAUAUCUUAUUCUUUAAUUAUCUAUUAAUUAAGCCUGAAAUUAUUUCAGUCCAAAUGCAAAAUAGCCAAUCUUUGAAACUCUGCCAUGCAGCUGGGUAUUUGCUGGAUGCCCUUUGUAAACGAGUGUGGAAAAACCAGUAUUUCCAUGGAAAAAGGUUAUCAGACGUUAUUCCACUUCCACAACAAAGACAUUAUAAUAUGCAUGUCAUCAGUUUUUUUAUGGUAGAACUAGAAAGUUUCAUCAGAUAGUUUUACUUCGUCCAACAAAAUGGGUGUCCCCAAUUAGUAGGCUUCCCUCAGGCCUCAAUCCCAAAGAACAUCCAACAAAAAUUUUGGUAAGAUCCCAUUGUCGGUUGUGAGUUUGAAUUUCAAGACACUGAAAUGAUCAAAAUCUAAAUUU